Molecule: messenger RNA, 2361 nt
Organism: Vitis vinifera (wine grape)
Lineage: Eukaryota; Viridiplantae; Streptophyta; Magnoliopsida; Vitales; Vitaceae
Product: 1-acyl-sn-glycerol-3-phosphate acyltransferase BAT2, chloroplastic
Exons: 7
Coding region: 600-1709 (369 amino acids)
Biological process (GO): phosphatidic acid biosynthetic process
Molecular function (GO): 1-acylglycerol-3-phosphate O-acyltransferase activity
Source: RefSeq, a predicted model, not a curated record
AAAUAUUCAACAACUGUGCUGGCAGCCCUAAUCAAAUACUGUGCUUCCUUUUUCUGAAUCAACCGAGUAUAGUGUUGAAACAAACGCAAAGUAUUCAAACUUCUACAAAAUCCCAUCAUCAGAAAUCAAAAUCCAACAAUAUUCAAUCUACUGAUUGUCUUCAAUACUUCACAGUCUCUCUCUUCUCGGGCCUUCACUCACUUGAUUUGUAUGCAGAGUUGAAGAACAGAAAGUGGGUGCCAUAAGAAGAGGGAAGGGAGAUUUGAGAAAUGGGGUUGUUUGGGUAAUAGGGGGAGGGGAUAAGAUGAGAAAGUAACAGUAUUGUUUUUGGCUUAAUUUGUUUGUCCUUUGGAGUUGUCGACAAGGCAGAAAGCAGUGGGAAGAGGAUAAGGAGGAGGGGUUGCCUUGGAAUUGGAGAAGUGGAGAGGCUGUUUGCGGACACUGGUCGCCGCUGUACAACCCACAUGCCCUUUCAAAUGGCCAAUGAAUCUGUAGAUUCCUAAAACCCCACUAACCCCACCACCUAUACCGCAAAGAAAACCCUCUGCAGAUUGCUCGGAGUGUUGGUUUUUGGUGUUUUGAUUCGCCGCAUCUCAUCAAUGCAAGUCUCUUCACAAGCCUUUUCCAACCACCACUUUUCCUUCCACCCAUCUCUUCCUCUCCGUCGUUUUGGCAACAAGGAAUCAGUGGUUUUCUUUUCAUCAUCUUUUCUAUCUUCGUGCACUUAUAAAGGACUUCAUAUAGGGUGCCCUCCAUGUAGACAGCCAAGUUUGAGAAAUUCAAAUAACUUUGCUCUAAAUAGCAUCUUAUGUACUCCAAAGAAAUAUAGUGGUGUAUCUCAGCACUAUUUCAACCCAAAAGUGGAGUUUGACAGCCCAUAUGUUGAUAAUAAGUUGCAGAACUGGAAUAAAUUUUCCAGAAAUAUUGUUGUAAGGUCUGAGCUUGCUGAAACUGGAUAUCCUGAUGCUGGCUAUCCAUUAUCAGAUCUUCAAUUGAGCUCUAAAUUUAGAGGAAUUUGCUUCUAUGCUGUUACGGCUUUUGCUGCCAUUUUUUUGUUUGUGCUGAUGAUGCUGGCACAUCCUUUUGUGCUCCUAUUGGAUAGAUACAAAAGAAAAGCCCAUCACCUUGUUGCCAAAAUUUGGGCAACUUUAACUGUUAGUCCAUUCUAUAAGAUUGAGUUUGAGGGGUUGGACAAUCUGCCUGGGCCAGAUACUCCUGCUGUAUAUGUUUCCAACCACCAGAGUUUUCUGGACAUAUAUACUCUUCUCACUCUGGGAAGAAGUUUCAAGUUCAUUAGCAAAACUGGGAUCUUCCUUUUUCCUAUUAUUGGAUGGGCUAUGUUUAUGAUGGGUACCAUUCCUCUGAAACGCAUGGACAGCAGAAGCCAGUUGGACUGCCUUAAGCGGUGCAUGGAUCUCAUCAAGAAGGGAGCGUCUGUCUUUUUCUUCCCAGAGGGAACUCGGAGUAAAGAUGGAAAAUUAGGUAGUUUCAAGAAAGGCGCGUUCAGCAUUGCGGUAAAAACCAGAGUGCCAGUUGUACCAAUUGUUCUCAUUGGAACAGGCAAAAUCAUGCCUCCAGGAAUGGAGGGUAUAGUGAAUCCAGGAUCUGUCAAAGUUGUCAUCCACAAGCCUAUAGAAGGAAAUGAUGCAGAAGUACUUUGCAAUGAAGCUAGAAACAUAAUUGCAGAUGUGCUUAAUCAGAAAGGCUGAGGAAUAAAUCCUUCUUUUUUGUCCUUUACUUCUACAGCUCCAUGGUGAUUCCCUUGCCAUGGAUUGAAUUAAGAUACAUAAUCCCAAAGGUACGAACUCUUUGUCCUGUUGCUUUCUCCUACUUAAUGUUAGUUGUUUCUUCAAUGCAACAUUUGUGUUGUAAGAAGGUGAUUGUUGCACAAGAGAAAAUGGAUUGUUCGAUUGAUAUCUUUAUUGAACAUUUAAACCAUUGUUUUCCUGCAUUUUAGAUAUGUGCUUCCCCAUCUCUCAGCACAUUUCUCCCACAGGAUAUACUACUAAUUUAAAUAAAUUUAAUGCAUAGCUUAUACUUUCUUCCUUUUUCCUUUUGCAGGUUGUGCAAAGCUGCACCAGCUGAAUCAUAUACAAAUCUUUUUGUUGCUGUAACAAUUCAGGCAUUUUGAGGUUAUGCCAUCGAACAUUUAACAUGAAGGUUUUACUUUAUCCCAAAGACUACAGAUUUUGUUUAAGGCUUUCUUUAGAUAACACAACAUGUGAUCACACAUUUCCUUCCAGUUUCAACUUGUAGAUCCAAUGCUGCUGAUGCCUUCAGCUUUUUAUAUUCGAAAGAUUACUAAAAUUGGAGAUGACUGUAUAAAGUGAUAUAUAAUAAGAAUGCAUUGUGUUUCAAUUA